Molecule: messenger RNA, 659 nt
Organism: Carlito syrichta (Philippine tarsier)
Lineage: Eukaryota; Metazoa; Chordata; Mammalia; Primates; Tarsiidae
Product: potassium voltage-gated channel subfamily H member 7-like
Exons: 2
Coding region: 297-659 (120 amino acids)
Cellular component (GO): nucleus
Source: RefSeq, a predicted model, not a curated record
UCCUUCCCUCCCCCGCCGCCUCCCCGCACCCCGCCUCCUUCCCUCUCCCCGCCCCCAAACCCUCUCACCCGCGGCAGUCCGGUGAGAGGCCCCCUCCGGAAGGUGAGGGGAAUGAAUUGGACUCCGGUGGGGAAAACGGGUGUGUAGAAGUGGUGCUAAUGGGAAGCGAAUUCUGGUUUCACAAGAGGAUGCUCUGCCACAAAGAGCGGCUCGCGCGCUGGCCUGGGCUGUAGCCGAGAGAUCCCCGGAGAACUCCGGAGCUCGCGGGGAGCGCUCCUCGGAAGACCGGGGUCAACAUGCCUGUGCGCAGGGGGCAUGUGGCACCGCAAAACACAUUUCUGGGGACGAUCAUACGGAAAUUUGAAGGACAAAAUAAAAAAUUUAUCAUUGCAAAUGCCAGAGUGCAGAACUGUGCCAUCAUCUACUGCAAUGAUGGGUUCUGUGAGAUGACUGGGUUCUCCAGGCCAGAUGUCAUGCAGAAGCCAUGCACCUGUGACUUUCUCCAUGGGCCCGAGACCAAGAGACAUGAUAUUGCCCAAAUUGCCCAGGCAUUGCUGGGGUCAGAAGAGAGAAAAGUGGAGGUCACAUACUAUCACAAAAAUGGUAACAUUUAUUUAAGAUUCUUUGUAUUUGAUCCAUUGAAAAGAAAUUUUGAUUAA